ACUGAUUCCACGUCUUCCCUCGCGUUUGUUCCCUCCGCUUCCCAUCGUCCUUCGCAUCGUAAAGACGUUUUUGCGUCCCGCGGCACGCCGGUAGUCUCGCGCGCGGUUAUCCGGGAUGUGAGAUCGCGACUUUGUUGCAUUAUCGCAACUCCGAACAGUUGAUUCUCGAAUGUCAACACUAUGACGCGUUGACAAAGUCCACUUUGUGAUGCGUUUUCGAACACUUACAAACUAUUAGGAGUUUUGUGUAUUAAAGUUUUGAAUUCCACACCGCGGGAUUCGGUUGACGCAAAGUUUUGAAUAGUUUACAAACUCACUAGUGACACUAAUAGCAUUUCAAAGCAUAACAAAGUUCAUUUAUCACGUCACGUCUCUAGGUACUAAGUUGCAUUUGCUUAGUAAUUAUCUACUUGAAAAUGACUUGAAAUUAUCAAUAAUACGUCUAAUGAUAGACAAGUAGUAGUACGUAGGUACUUAGUUUAAUUAGAUGUGACGAUGAUGGAAUAAAUUAAUUUUGCGGUAAUGUUUGAUGAUUAUCGACUUCUUUGAUUAGGAAAUGCCCGGGACAGAAAGCCUUCAUGUGAAAUGCGAGCUACCGUCUGACGAAGAGGAAACUAAUUCACAAAUAGCUACUUCCUUUGGGCGAGAGCUCUCUGACUACGUCUCUAUUAAAUUAGAACCGAGUUUACAUACAGAUGACAAUGCAUCCUCAACCCUUCUACAUCAUUUACGGUGUGUGCAAGGGUCGCUGGAGGAGAUGGCGCCGGCGCCGCCCGCCCCCGCCGCGACCCCUGUCUGCGAGCAGCUGCCAUCCACACACGACGCGUCCUUCGCGACGCUUGAGCCGGCCUCUUACGCAACCGAUGUGGGUUCCUCACUGAUUGACAGACACAUCCAACUGAUGUGUGCCAAUGAGGUGGCCGAUUCUUCCGACUUCGUGCCUCUGAUGGCCGUCAAAGAUGAACCCACGUCUGAAGGAGAGCAACAACACAUGAGCGGCGAGGACACGAACGACUCUAGCGGCCCGCUGCAGGAGCUGGCAAGCCGCGGCAGUCCCAAGAGUUGGACGCAGCAGGACAUGGACAAAGCGUUGGAGGCUUUGAGGAAACAUCACAUGAGUUUAACGAAAGCGUCAGCUACAUACGGCAUACCGUCUACAACCCUCUGGCAAAGGGCGCAUCGGUUAGGUAUCGACACUCCGAAAAAGGAAGGUGCUUCAAAAUCCUGGAGUGAAGCAGACCUUCGUGGGGCGUUACAUGCGCUGAGAGCUGGUGCUAUAUCUGCUAACAAGGCCAGUAAGGCUUAUGGUAUCCCCAGCAGCACACUGUACAAGAUCGCUCGUCGCGAGGGCAUCCGACUGGCGGCUCCCUUCAACGCGGCGCCCACGGCGUGGCGGCGCGCGGACCUGGAGCGCGCGCUGCAGGCCAUACGAUGCGGCGCCGCCUCCGUGCAGAGAGCGGCCACGCAGUUCGGCAUACCCACUGGAACGUUGUAUGGACGGUGUAAGCGUGAAGGCAUCGAGUUAUCACGCUCCAACCCCACGCCGUGGUCAGAAGACGCUAUGGGCGAGGCUUUAGAGGCUGUCAGAGUCGGCCAAAUGUCCAUAAACCAAGCAGCGAUCCACUUCAACUUACCAUACUCGUCGCUGUACGGCCGCUUCAAGCGUUGCAAAUACCAACCAGUGCAGAAUCCACCUGUGCAACAAGACAUGCCACCACACGACGUGGAGAUGCAACAGGAGCCAUACUUCCAUCAGUCGCAGGAGAUGCCCGGCGCUUACCUUAGCGACAUGGACACGUCGCAUAUGCAAUACGCAAUGUAUUAUGCACAGUGCGAUGUGUCCAGCUGAGAGUACAACCACGAGCUACCCGAAUGACGGCUCAUCAUCAUCAGUCUAUUUUUAAGUGUUUUAACUAUCGUGAGUGUUAUCCAUAAUAUUGAAAGAACAAAACGGCCAAACGUUCAACUUUCGACUUUCGUCGUUCGACAUUUAGCAUCAGUCAAUUUGAUGUUAUAAAGAGUUAAAACCUAAAUUAGAACUUCCAGCCUACGUAGAGUCAUUAACCAUAGCAAUCAUAAUUUGCGCCCUAUCUACGUAUUGUCAUUAGAUCAUGGUACAUAAAACUGAUUAUUUUGUUGAAAUAUAGGUAUUUCUUGUAAAUAUUGUGAUAUAGAAUUGUUAUCGAUAAAAUAAUGACUAAAUCGGUUAGUGAUUUUUUUAUUCAUCGUUUUGAGAUUAUUCUUGUAGUAUUUAAUAAUGGAGUUUCUCAAUAACGUAGUACCGCUAGAUAAAGUAUACCUAACGCCAUAAAUGUAGAAUACUGUAGUUUUAGAAACUAAAAACAAGCUAUUACUGCCGUAGAAUACCUAGUUAAUGGAACAGAGUAAUUUUCUUUAUCAAAGUUACGGUAAGUAAUACAUUGUGUAUUACUUAAUUUUAUAAAAGAAGUUCCCAGCAAAAACAGAGUCGUUUAAGAUUGACUUGCCCGCCAUCUGUUGUAAAUUUGCUGUACUAAUUAAUAACUUUCUCAUUUAAACACAGAAAUUCAAAGUACAAAACUGAUGGUUUAGCAAUAUUUCAUAUUGUAUUAUAAUAAUAGUAAUCAAGUAAUUGUUACUGUAAAUAUUAUUGUUUUAUACAUAUAACAACCGAUUUUUAUUACUAGACCGAUUAUAAUUAAUGUUAUGUGCGUCAAGCUUUAUUUACUUUUUACCAGGUUUCGGUUAUAAAGUGCUUAUAUUUAUUUCAAAAUUCAAGUGUGAUUUUAUGUUGAACUUACGAGAUUAAAUAAUAAUAAUAAGUCUAGUAUAUCGUAAUAAGAUAUGUCCAGUUUUUCAAAAGGAAUUUGUACGAAAUUCUAACAUUCUUGUCUGACUUCCAACAAUACUUUAAACUCACUUCCAAUUGGGAGAAAAAAAUAAUUUUAUCAUCUCCUCCCCCAACAAUAUUGUAUAGAAUAUGGACAAUAUGUAUGAAAGAAGAGAUUACUUGAUCGUCAUUGGUUCGCAUUAGAAGAGCUGGAGCUUGGACUCGCCGGGAUUAGGGUUGUUUAAUUAACGUACGUUAUCAGAUGAUAAUUGUAGUGAUCGAGUCGGCUUAACGUGCUCUCUGAGGCACGAAUGAGGGCUGAGAAUUUUUACUCAAUAAAAUUUUUGACAGAGUUUUUCUUUCUUUUAAGAUUUACUCGGCGUUUCUUUCUGACCCUACGUAUUUUGACAAUAUUAGUUAUUACUAUUGUGUGAACACUCACAAUAAUAAUAUACUCGCUCAGCAUAAAGUACCUAUGCCACGAAUUAUUAUUUUAGUCUUAGUAUUGAAAUGAAGCCUUACCUCCGAAAAAUUAAUUGCUAUCGACUAUUGAAAAUAGGUUAUUUAACUACAAUAUCUUCAAAUGAAUUUUUUAUUGUUUUGCAAUUAGUGUAAUUCGUGGUAGGUACUUAACACCUACCUAUAGGUACGAGUGGUACGAUUAGCUUUGUAAUAAAAAUAAUAUUUUACCUGAGAUAGCAAUGUUGUGGCAAUGAGAACGUUCUGGUAAACGAUAUACGUAACAUGUAAUGUGAUACUCUGGCUCGUGUCGAGGUGUCGAGUUUCACCCAGUAAGCACUUAGUUAUUUGGUAGUACCCAUGUAAUACCUACUUAGAAUAUUGUAUGAAAAUAGAUCUAAGUUGCCUACAGUACAAUAAUAAUUAUUAAUGAAGCCAGUAAGAUGUUAUUUCCUGUAGUCUUUUGUGUCCGUUGGUUUCAAACUUUGUCUGUCAUUGCGAUAACUGAUAAGCUAUAGGUAUGACUUUGCACCUUAGGAUAUUUCUUUUAUUUUUUUUAUUUAUUGAGAAGUUAGUUAUAGCUUGGCAAAUUCGUUAAUGACACUCCCAUGAUAUGCGGGCGACGAGGGGAAAGGACUGCGCGGGUGUGAAGUCGUGCGCGCGGGACAUCGCUACCGGCCCGGCCCGCGCGGAUCGUCGUGAGUGUUACGAACAAAUUUAACAAGCUAUAGACUUCGAUCUCAAUGUAAUCUGAUGUAAGCGGGCUUAAUUGGAAGAGGUACAAGUGUCAAGUUUUACCAAUAUAUCUCUGAAGGUUUCAACGCAGCAUCGUACCGGAACGCUUAGUCACUUGGUGACUAGCCACGAUGAAUGCCUACCGACAAAGCAGAUCUGAGCCAGUAUAGAAAAUCCUAAACUGACCUGAGCUGGAAAUCGAACUUGGUGCUCUCUGUUGAGAAACACAGCACUACAGCAGAAGCAGUUGCUACUGCUGUUCUAGUCGUUACGGCUGUUGACCUCUCUGGUGCUGUUACAAUCACCGGUCAACGGCCGUGAACGCGGUUAGGAUCACAAUUUCACUUUGUUACGAUUAUUAUCGAAAAACCAGGGGAGCGAUGGUUUCUCGUCGAAUGGAACCAAACUAGCUUAGUUUCCGUUUUAAAUCUCAUGACCAAUAUCGUCCAUAAGCAAAGUCAGCGGCAAACACUACAGUUCAGCGGGCGGUCAUCGAUCUUACUUGAUGCAUUUACUUGAUCUUGAAGGUUAUAAUAUCUUACUGGUGACAUGACUGACUGAUCCUCAAUAUUGACAAUAGUUGCGCAGUCUGCGCUAGCGUAUUACAAGAUUUUGUUUCCUAAAUAGUUUUUGAUGAACGUCCAUAGGUUUGUAGACUGUUUUACAAGUUAUUUUAACGGUGCCGGACGAGGAAUGUUCAAACUAGCAUUAUUGUAACUAUUUUAUGAUAUAGGUACAUAAUAAUUAAUUAGGUAUUAUUGUAAGAAUGUCCUUUAAAUAAAAAUUUACAGACUGACAA
Bicyclus anynana (squinting bush brown) is the source of this 4802-nucleotide messenger RNA. RefSeq lists its product as uncharacterized. Lineage: Eukaryota; Metazoa; Arthropoda; Insecta; Lepidoptera; Nymphalidae. Gene Ontology annotation, cellular component: nucleus. The record is from RefSeq and is a predicted model, not a curated record. Gene Ontology annotation, molecular function: DNA binding. The transcript has 11 exons. Gene Ontology annotation, biological process: regulation of transcription by RNA polymerase II. The coding region runs from base 557 to 1849 and encodes 430 amino acids.